AUGAUAACAUACUAUCACCAGCGUAUCUACACCACCAUAUCAGAUUUUUAAUUAUUAAUUAUCUCCGCACCAACUUUUACUUAGGUGUGCAGGACUUUAGGUCCAAAUCUAUUGUCCAAUUCAUUAUUUAUCAUUUUAUUUUCACCACCACAGCAACCCUCCAACAUGUCUCGUCUUAUUUUUCCUCCCCCAUAUAAACAGUAUUGCUGCUCUUUAUUGGUCAAAAUUAAAUACAAACCAUUGGAUGCGUGCCUUAAUCUUGAUGGCGCUGACCAUAUCCACACCCACCUGCUCGCCCCCUCCUCCCCCUCGCCGAUGACGGCGACGGGUUCAGCAGCGAUGGGGACGAUCCUGUUCCUUCUCUUCUUCCUCGUCCAGAUCUCCCGCAGCUCUGCACUUGACUUCCUCUUCAAUUCCUUCAACGGCAUCAUCAAUGGCACCAACCUCACUCUCAUCAGCGACGCUCGCGUCGACCACACCGUCAUCCGCAUGACCAACGACUCCAACCAGUACUCCUUUGGACGAUCCUUCUACCCCACCGCCAUCACCAUGAAACCAAACUCAAACUCCUCCAACAUUUCUUCCUUCUCCACUUCCUUCGUUUUCUCCAUUUUGCCCCAGAUCUCCACCAGCCCAGGUUUCGGUCUUGCCUUCGUCCUCACCAGCACCAUGUCUCCUCCCGGCGCCCUCGCCAGUCAGUACUUUGGCCUCUUCACCAACGCCACCCAUCCCACAGUCUCUCCCCUGUUCGCUGUUGAAUUCGACACCGGACAGAACCCAGAGUUCAACGAUCCAGAUGAUAACCACAUCGGGAUUGAUCUGAACAACAUCGAAUCCAUCGAGAAAAGAUCUGCUGGCUACUAUAAUUCAACUGGUGGUUUCGUGCCUAUUCGAAUGCGUAAUGGUCGAAACGUUCGAGCUUGGGUAGAGUUCGAUGGAGCAAAUUUGGAAAUAAAUGUUACGGUUGCGCCAAUUGGCGUUCCUCGCCCAUCAAGGCCCACGCUUUCGUAUAAAAAUCCCGUUAUAGCUAAUUACGUCUCUGCGGAGAUGUAUGUUGGAUUUUCUGCAUCGAAGACGAAUUGGGUUGAAGCACAGAGACUUCUAGCUUGGAGCUUUAGCGACAGUGGACCUGCGAGAGACAUUAACACAUUAAAUUUACCAGUUUUUCAGCCAGAGUCGUCGUCUUCGAAGCUUUCUGGAGGAGCGAUUGCUGGAAUUGUGGUUGGAUGCGUUGCUUUUACGGUGAUUUGUGGUUCAGGGUUUUACUUGUGGUGGCGAAACAAGAAAUUGAGAGACCAAGAGGACGAAAUUGAAGAUUGGGAGCUAGAGUAUUGGCCCCACAGAUUCUCAUAUGAGGAGCUCAGCGUGGCUACUGAUGAAUUCCGCUAUGACAAUCUUUUAGGUUCAGGAGGAUUCGGGAAAGUCUACAAAGGAACACUGUGGAACAACACAGAAAUUGCAGUCAAAUGCGUCAACCAUGAUUCCAAGCAGGGAUUACGAGAAUUUAUGGCGGAGAUCUCCAGCAUGGGGAGGCUUCAACACAAGAAUUUGGUUCAGAUGAGGGGAUGGUGCAGAAAAGGGAACGAGCUCAUGCUUGUUUACGACUAUAUGCCCAAUGGAAGUCUGAACAAAUGGAUUUUCGACAAACCAGCGAAGCUUCUAGGCUGGGAACGACGUCGCCGGAUCCUCGUCGACGUCGCGGAAGGGCUAAACUAUCUACACCAUGGUUGGGAUCAAGUAGUGAUACACAGAGACAUUAAAUCGAGCAACAUAUUGCUGGACUCGGAUAUGAGAGGUAGAUUGGGGGAUUUUGGUCUCGCUAAGCUUUAUCAACAAGGUGAAGUUCCAAACACGACGAGGGUGGUCGGUACGUUGGGGUAUUUGGCACCUGAGCUGGCGUCGGUGGCUGCCCCGACGUCGGCGAGCGAUGUGUACAGCUUCGGAGUGGUGUUGUUGGAGGUUGCGUGUGGGCGGAGACCGAUAGAGACGUCGGCGCCGGAAGAUGAGGUGGUGCUGAUUGAUUGGGUGAGGGAUUUGUAUGCGAAAGGGAGUGCAGUGGAGGCGGCGGAUACAAGGAUCAAGGGUGAGUACGAUGAGGAAGACAUGGAGAUGAUUUUGAAGCUUGGUCUAGCUUGUUGUCACCCUGAUCCGCAGAGGAGGCCGACCAUGAAGGAGGUGGUUGUGCUUUUGGUGGGCGAGGAACUCGGGGCGGCGCCGGUGGAAUCGUUGUCUGAGUUAGCUCGGGGCGCGAGCGGCGCUGUGAAUGGUGACGGCGACGGCGACUAACAAGAGGAGGCGCAGCAGGGGACCACGCUAGCGGUGUAACUGUCUCUGUUGUUUUUGUUAUUUAAUCAGUAAAUAUUGCAUAUUUAUAUGGUGUAAAGAAAUGUAGUGUUCGACUAUUCAUUAACUUUGUUGUGAUUAAAAAAGAGAGUAAUUCUUUUGGUUCUAUUUA
Prosopis cineraria is the source of this 2455-nucleotide messenger RNA. Its product is annotated as L-type lectin-domain containing receptor kinase S.1. Lineage: Eukaryota; Viridiplantae; Streptophyta; Magnoliopsida; Fabales; Fabaceae. Gene Ontology annotation, molecular function: ATP binding; protein kinase activity; carbohydrate binding. The record is from RefSeq and is a predicted model, not a curated record. The coding region runs from base 166 to 2286 and encodes 706 amino acids. Gene Ontology annotation, cellular component: plasma membrane. Gene Ontology annotation, biological process: protein phosphorylation. The transcript has a single exon.